Messenger RNA from Lymnaea stagnalis (great pond snail), 16439 nucleotides. The record is from the annotation of a GenBank genome assembly. Lineage: Eukaryota; Metazoa; Mollusca; Gastropoda; Lymnaeidae.
AUUUUACAUAUUGAAACUUACUUAUCUUAAAAUAACGCUUUGCAAUGCUCUUAAACAACACUAUAUAUUGGACAUUUAACAGUGCUUUAAAAAAAAGCUGUAUUGACCUUUUAAUUAAUUAUUUGAUUUGAUUUACAUGUUUCUUCAUGAAGUUAUCGGAAUUUGGUUUAGACGACGAAGACAAGUGACAAGUAAAAGUGUAAAUUGAAUAUGAAUAAUAAAGUAAUAAUAAAGUAAAGUUUAAUUAAAAUAAUUAAGCCUAACAUAUGGCAUUUACUGCAAAAGCCUGUCACACUACACUCUACACCUACACAGAAAAAGUAAAAUUUUGUGAGUAGGAGUAGGGCUUACUCCUUUAUUAUGAUUUCAUCUGUGGGUGAAUCACUGAAAUCACUCACUCCAUAACUAAUAAUUGCUUGCAUUUUUAAAUUAAUAAGCAGCAACACCACAUAAAAUUUGAGCUACUUAAUUUGAAAUAAUAAUUUAAAUCAGAAAAUGCAGCUAUUCUAAAGUAUGGUAUACUUACAUUUAUUAAUAUGUGUAAUAUUAUUGAAAUUAUUUAUAAUUAAUAAUAAUAUCAACAAAUUUUUUAAAAUAUGAAAUUCUUAUAGUGAGCAAUGUUCAAGAAAAAUGGGUGAAGAUGAUGACUGAAAAAUGGGUGAAAAAAUGUGGAGGAAAAUUCAAUCCAAGUUUAAAAGACACUUGAGAUCCACACUAAAAAAAUCAUAACUAAAAUUGAACCACUUGAGACUUGAGCUAGAAAGUUGAUCUUGGUGUUUUUUAAAUGAUUCAUUUGGCUCCAUUCAACCACAUUGCAUUUAAAUUUUGUUAAAAGUACCUAUGUUUUGCUAUGUUAAUUAGGCCUAUUUGUUAAAUAUUGAAAUAUAGUUUCUCCUAAAACGGACUGGUGAAAAGAUUUUUGCUGUUUUUGCACCAUUAUCAAUAAAAUUUAUUUGGUACACCUGUUAGCAUUCAGACCUGUAUGAGAGGUUGGGAAUCACUGUACAAGAGCAAAGGUUUGCAGCCCUUGGGAGGCGACCUCACAUGGGAUUGCGAAGGGAUUUAUGUGUGGUCGCUGGCUGAAAUAAAGACUAAGAGAAGCAGUGAUUUAAAAAUAAUUUUCCUUUGUAAUUGAUGUAUUGAAGUUGGAGUUACAAUUUCAGUGUGCCAAUUAUAUUUUAUUAUAAAAUUGAGUUUAAAAAAUUUUUACUCUAUUUAAAAGCCCUUUUUUCCAAUAUAUCGUAGUAAGGGCUUUUUGCUAGUGUCUGAAUGCGGUCGUGACUUGAAAACGUUAAGAACCUGUGUACUAGAGCUAAUGAUCUUAGAAAUUCAGCACAGUUAACUAGAUUUAGGUCUAGGCUAAUAUAGCCACAAUUUUUUGACAGUCUGUCACUUGCUGAAAUGUAAAGAAACAAUACAAUUAUUUUCUAAAAUUGUGUACCUGUUCCCGGGGUGGGACAAUGUCCGAAGAAGGUUUUUAUUUAAUAAAAAUUGUUCUAGAUCCUGGAAGAGAAACCCUAAUUUUUAUAAAAAAUUACUAUGCUAAUAAUAUGCCACAAUUUUUCAUUUUUAAGACACAUAAAGCACUCAAAUUCUCAGCAUAUUCUUCAAUAUGAUAUUGAUAUUAUCAAGUACAAUCUAUAUUAACCCACACACUUAAUUUACACUGUCAAAUGUCUGUACUCACCGAAAGCUCUGGGUCAGCUAGUGUUCAGCCUUGGGAUUUUUAAAUUUUAUUUAGGCCAGGCCUGUCACAAUUCCAUUUCUAAUUUCAUUUUAUUUCAUCUAAUAGACUUACACUAAUAGUACUACUCAACUAGAAAGAAUAUUAAAUUAAAUGUAUAUAAUUUACCAAAGUGACUAAGAGAAUAUUAAGUAAUUAAAUUGAGAUAACUUUUAGAUGAGCUGAGGGUCUUGCUUAAAAAAGUAGAUAAGUCCCUUUGAAUUAAGAUACUAAUUAAUAUACCCUGUAGAUUGACCCAUAUAAUAAUUAUGUAAUAAUUAUUUGAUUAAAUUUUCACUAAUUGAAAAUUUUAUUGAUUACACAGGUGUAUGAGUUGUGAUACAUUUCGUAUUUACAUCAAGCAUGGCAGAGGGGGGAAAGAGCACUUUGAACUUGUCAGGCUCUAAAAAGUCUGGAAAGAAAAAGCAUAAAAAGCCAGGGGCACCUCAGAGUGGAGAUGGGACACCUAAGCAGGCAACUCCCAAUCCUAAAUCAUCUGCUUCCUCAGCACUUGCUGCUACGACACCAACUAGCAGAAAUAUUAUUGAACAUGAGGGUGAUGGUAUUCCAUCUCCAGUUCAAACCCCAGUGCCAAGUCAUGCACACUCGGCAGAAGGGGCCCUGAAAGCUGUGAUACCAUCACGAGAUGAGUGUGCAAGUCACGCCAAAAUAGACGAAAAGCAAAGCCAUAAACAGGAGGGGGACACUCCAGCAAAAUCAAAAGGAGGAAAGCAGCAAAAAAGUUAGCAGCUUUUAAGAACUCAUUUUUAUUAAGGUCUAUUUUGUGAAUUUCAAAACUGAUGAGAACAGAAUGUAUUAACCAUUAGACACCUCCUCUCCUUUGAUGCCACAAAAACUCUCGUCUCUUCACUCAUUCUUUCAAAAUUUGACUACUGUAACAUUCUUCUCUCAGGCAUUCCUCAACACCACAUAGAAAAACUUCAGAAGGCACAGAACUCAGCAUGCAGACUCAUUUUUAAAUCAAAGAAGCAUGACCACAUUCAACCACACAUGCGGCAACUCCACUGGCUUCCAAUAUCCUCUCGCAUCAAAUACAAGUCUGCCAAUCUUUGCUUCAACUUGUUCACUGACCCUCACUUUCCUGUCUAUCUCUCUGAACUGUUGCUUCCUUACAUCCCCACAAGACAACUACGUUCUUCCAUUGACAGUAGAACCCUCUCAAUCCCAAGAACUAAAACUAAGACCAUCGUAAGACAACUACGUUCUUCCAUUGACAGUAGAACCCUCUCAAUCCCAAGAACUAAAACUAAGACCAUCGGUGAACGCUCCUUCUGCUUCCAUGGGCCCACGUUCUGGAACCAGCUCCCCUUCCAUAUAAGUCAUAGUGAAACCUCGUCCAUUUUCAAAAAGUCCCUUAAAACUCAUCUGUUUAGGUCCGCCUAUGACCUGUGAGUCACCCUCCUUGCCCUACCUCAUUUUCUGUUUCGGGUUGAUCCUGAAGUGUCAAAGUGUCCUCGUUUUAUAGCCAUUUUCAUUGUUUCUAUAGAAUAGUAGUUACUAUCCUAGUGUCUCAUUUGUAUUUACUUAGUUUACAUGUUUUAAUAAUUGUAAAGCGCUUAGAGCUUUAUGAUAAGCGCUAUAUAAAAAUGCCUAAAUAAAUAAAUAAAUAAAUGUAAAGCUAUUUUAACAUAUCAUGUAUGCUACUUUACAGGGCUAAUCCUCUAAUAGGCAAUGUUUUGCUUUCUAGGCUGAAUUGUUAUCAAUUAUUUAGCAAUAGACAUUGUUUCUUUUAUUUACUUACUAUGGUACACAGAGGCUAGUUUCAAGGGGUCUACACAUGCAGUCUUUCAUACUUUUACCAUAUUUAUUUGACCUGAUUUUUUAAAGCAUUUUUUUAUUCUACUACUAUUAUUAAGAGAGUUAGUUUUUUUCACUCCACUAAAUACAAAAUUUUCCUCGCAGAUCAAGAAAAAAAGAACAAUUCACCCAAGUCCAACUUGAAUGAGGUUGAAACUAACAAGAUUGGUGGAAGUAACCCAAAAGAUGAUACCAAUAAAAAAUCUGAGAAACUUACUAAAGAUUCUCAUUCUUUGCCAGCUAUUAUAAAAGAGGUUGUGCCACAGACACAUUCAGUAAACACACAGAAUGUGCCCUUAUCAGACUCUAAGCAAAGUGAUUCCAUCAAUCCUUCACCCAAGCAGGUCAAGGAGAAGAAGACAGACAGUGGUAAGAAACAAGUUGAAGGUAAACAACAGGCGGAGAAAGAAAAAGUUGCAGACGGCGCUGGUGGGGAGCAGAAAUCCAAAGCUCAACUUAGAUCUGAGCGGAGGGCUAUACAGGUGAGUGUGAUCCAACUUAGAGACCCAAUGAUGGCACUUACAAACAAACCCAUUUACAGCCAAGCAGUCUAAACAUCCCACUUAUCUUUAAUAUUUGUGAACAACUUAAAUCAACCUUCACAAAGUAGGUAUAUAUUUUUUAAAUAUUUAUAUCUUCAUAUUCAGUUAUUUUACAGUUUUGUCUAAUAUCUGUGUUCUUUGCUUUAUUAACUACCCUUGUUCACCUGUUUAAAAAACAGGAAGCUCAAAGAGCAGCCAAAGAGGCCAAGAAAUCUGAAACCAGCACAGGUAGCCCUGCAGCAUCAACUACAACUUCAGCAGGUAUUUACGCUCUGUGUCUUGCAUUUAUUUUAAUUAAACUGCCUGAUACUUGACUCAUAACACAUAAGGAGGAUUCAUUUUUGUUAUAACUUGCAGUAAAAAACAGUUUGUCCAACCUACAAAUUUUGACAAACCAAUCAUUAAUAGAGCCUCCCAAAGGGGAAUUAUUUUAUCUGCUCUUUCUGGGUCUGUUUUAGUAGCUAUGGGAUGAGAAAUUUUUAUCAUGUUUUGCAUUGAGAUGUCCCACUACAAAUGAACUUAAAUAUCCUUGCUUUGACUAGUGUCCAUAGUGAAAUGGUUAAAACGAAAUAGUUUGAGCCAGUAGUAUUUAUUAUUAAGUAAGAUUUUUACUUUUAUUUGAGAUUAUUCAUCAGUUUGAAUUCAGACAAAAAUAAUGUUGAAUGCAAAUAAAAAGUUUAAAACACUAUUUUCUUUUUAUAGCCAACAAGAAUAUAGUGGUGUCAGCUUCCAAGAUUUCUGUCCCUGGGGGAGUGGCGAGUGUCAAUAAAGAACCCAAGAAAAUGGUGACUAAAAAGUCCAUCAUCAACGAAACAGAGGAGCAGAUGUGGGCUCGGAAGGAAAAAGAGAUACUGUAUGUCAAGAUCGGAGUCUUACUGUGUUGUAUUUUUUUAUGUUAUUAUGGAUUUGUAAAUUAAUUUUCCAGUAUAACCAGAUAUCUAUGUUUUAUGUUUCUAUGUUACAGUACAUUCAUACAUGUAUUGUUUAGUAGUAUGCAUAGAUUCAUAUAUUCCUGCAACAAACAUUUUGUGAUACAGUGCUUUUAUACAUCACAUUCCAUGAAGUUCAUUGAAAUUAAAAUGGUGCUUGUGUCGGUAAAUUUAAAGCAAGACUUUAAAUAACCGAACAUGAUCACAUGUGCUAUUAUAUGUUUCAGUUUAAUUUCCUACUAUAUAUAAUUUAAUCAUAUGACAUUCUGACACCUGCUACAGUGCUCUUCUUUCCCGCCAAGACGAGGAGGGACAUAACAUCAUAUUCUCAAUUUUAGAAUAAAUUAAAUAGCUUACGCGAGGACAGGACAAUUAAUUUGAAUUCAAAUUAUAAAAACUUAUAUGUGAUAUCUUAUUAUCAGACUUUUAUUUUUUUUCUUGGUGCUGUGAUUGCUGUGUUUUGAAAUGAACUUUUUUUUCUGAUAGCGGCAAAUCCUUGAAGAUUGAUGACAGAGUGUUGAACUUGGGCUUUCAGUACUUCCAUCACAAUAUUGUAGGGGCAAAUGCCAGGUGUCUAGCCCUGCUCAAAACAUUAAAAGAGGUUUGUACUGGCCCUGCUGUCAAACUAUAACUUUUUGGUGUGCAUUACAAUGACAGUUACAAUUUUAACAUUUUUAAAAUGAAACUUUUUUUGUUUGGUAAUCAAUUUGAAUAUUAAAACAGAUCAUCACAAACUACAGGACACCUGAAGAGAAGGAGCUCUCCAGAGACCUGGAGAAGAGCUUACUUGCUCCCUGCAUUACGUGAGUAUAGGAAAAUUGUCACUUAAUGUUGAAGGAGAUAAAUGUUAAAGAGAUAUUGUGCCAUGAGAUUAUAUGUAAAUUGUGGAGGACUGCGUUCAGGCUGAACUAAUAUUAAGUAUAACUCGUAGAGCAGGGGAAAACUUGCUAGAUCACUAAACAAACUUACAUUUCUGCUGAAAACCUUCCACGGCAAAAAAAAAAAAAAGAACAAAAAUGCUAAUAUUUUUUGCUGCUAGGCAUAGCUUCCCUUGUGAUCUUUCAGGUUUUGUCUCAUCUGUGAGUCAUAUUUCAUUUGUCUUAAACAAAAAUUUUUUUAUGCAACUAAUAUGGAUACAUUUCUCAUAAUCAUGGCUUGGUAGAGAUUUGUGAGGGUGAAAAGAGUCUGUAAAAUUAUUUCCCACUCUAUAAGAAAUUUAGAUCUAAAUCUAAUAUUAUUGUGUUUAAAUUGUAUAAUUUUCAUUAAAAUUAUAUCUCCCAAUUUAUUGAUUUGCUCCUGAUUUGAGAAGUGACAUCUCCUUCUCUUUUUGUAGCUACUUGAACUACUGUAGACCAAUGAGCACCAGCAUGGGCAAUGCCGUUAAGUACUUAAAAUAUCACAUCAGCAAAAUAACAAAAGAAGAUGAAGCAGUAAGUUGCUGUGAGAUAUGAAUGAAAAUUAAAUUAGAUCCUUUUCUGACAAAACUUUUAAUGUGUUAAAUCUGAAUUAAAAAAAAACACAAAUGGAUUUUUAUUAAAUAAAUAGUACAGUACCUUAAUAUUUCCCUUCUAAAUAAUAAGCCAACAGUAUUAACUGUUGUUUUUUUUUUGUUCCAAUUGAAGUAGUCAAGCACAUUGUAUCUAUUGUAUCUUAACUGGUUGUUAUGUAAUGAACAGGCUAUUGAGGAGCUUCAAGAACUUAUAGAUAAUUUCAAAGAGGAGAAAAUUGAGAAAGCUGCGGAGGCCAUCAAACAGUUUGCCAGUGAUGCCAAGAUCAGCGAUGAUGACGUCAUAAUGGUUUAUGCUGCGUGAGUUCAAUAGCCAUAACAUGGCCUGCUGUUUCAUUUUAAAGUUUAUUCUUUUUGAAUGCUUAACCAGCCCAUUGAAUUAGAGUUUAAGUUAGAAGAUUAUAUGAAAUUGUAAAUUUCUGUUCCUUUUUUAAAAAAAAAUUAUUUCGGAUAUCAGAGAAGACGUUUUUGUUUUUUUUCAAGACUUGAUACCUUUUUGUCCAUCAUGACAGGUCAUCAUUGAUAAGUAAGGUAUUACAGCACGCUCACAGCAGCGGAAAACAGUUUCGAGUCAUUGUUGUAGAAGGAAGGCCUAGAACUGAAGGUAACUUAGGCUGAUUCAUCUGACGCCUCAAACAUAUUUCAUUAGUUUGUAUAAAAAUAAGAAAAUACCCAGUGGUAGCUAAAUACACAUUUCUUGUAUUAAAGAAAUCUUUUAAAAACUUUCCGAAAAAAACCGAGGAAUUAGCUGGAAUAAAUUUGUGGAUUUAUCCUUUUAAUUGGGGAUGGGUCAACUUUACCAAAAAAAAUCAAUUUUCCAAAACGUCUAAAUUUGGUUACAUAAACCUCUUUUGAACACAAUCCCCCAAUAAAAUUAGUUCAAAAUAAAUGCUGCAAGUAUAUAAUUGGUACCAGUGUAACAUGUGUAUAGGCAACAAUUUCCAGAAACUGGGCUUUCCGACACAUGAUGGCUUGUUACAACCCCAUAUAACUAUAUUCCUUAAGUUGCCUUAUACCGCAUGUUAGGCAUCGAUAGAAAGGCAAUUGAAUGGACUGUCGUGCUGACCUACUUAUCUAAAAAUAAUUCUGCGGAACAAAGGAAUGAACGUGUGCUCAGUAUGUCAUCUCAUUGUAAAAAUUGGAUUUACACGGCUACUACGUCACUGAGUUUUAAACUCUGCAAUUUCAUUGGUUGACUUGAAAUAGGGCUGGACAAUCCUAUACCAAAAUUCAAUCAAUUUUGUCCACCAUCUUGUCUCUGCGUCAUCAUUGGAGAUAGUAAGAGUUCUAAAACCACAUUCUUCAAGCAAACAUCUGAUUUUUCAACAACUGAUCUUUUCGUGAUCAUUAUUUUUGUUCAAUAAAAACUAAAAGGUAAAUAUGGAUGUUAUGUUUUACUAUUAGCCUUUUUUUGAAAAUGCAAUUAAUGAUGAUCAUACAAUGCUUUCUGGCACUUGGACUGAGGCCUAGGCUUAGUCAUAAAAUAAAAAAAAACAGUUUAUACUGGCUCUAGUAUCUCAGUACUUAGACUUCGUUCUUAGUGAGCUACAACAGGCUCUAGGGGCCAUUUCAGAUUAACUAAAUUAAUAAUAAUAUUGGGCUUUUCAAUGAUUAGAUUUUUGCUAUAAAUAUUUAUUAAUGUGCUUGCUUACUUGUUAAAAAAUUAAGCCAAAGAAUUUUUUUUUUUUAAAUGAGUCUGAAAAGAAUAGUGUAGUGUAGGCCUUGUUAGAUUUAGGAUAGUUAUUUAAAAUUUAGAAGAGCAGGUACCUUAAUUUUAUGUGCACUAGGCUUCUAUGCAUUGGUCCAUUGGCUAACAUAAAAUAACCAACCCCAAAAGUUGUACUUUUAUUACUGUGAAAACAAAAUUAUUUUUUAAAAUUUCAGUGAAAUGGCACCAAAAAAAACAGUCAUCUGUUCUCCGUGCCAAACAUAGGGUUCAGUCAAAAAAAGAAGUGCGGUAAUGGCAAAUGCCAGGGCAGUUAAAAUGGCUAAGAAGCUACUGGAGCAGGAAGCAUCAACCCCACUACUAGGGGUUGCUUCAGAGUCUUUAACUGCAGCAGACUCAAAAAUUACAGGAAGGAAUCUGCAUCCAAAAAGAAAUUAAACUUUGAAUCUCUGUCACAAGUAAAGCCAUGUGAUGGAAGCACAAUGUCUUCAGUGUCAAAGGACUCUGCAUCCAAAAGGAAAUUAAACUUUGAAUCUCUGUCACAAGUAAACCCAUGUGACAUGUGAUGGAAGCACAAUGUCUUCAGUGGCAAAGGACUCUGCAUCCAAAAGGAAAUUAAACUUUGAAUCUCUGUCACAAGUAAACCCAUGUGACAUGUGAUGGAAGCACAAUGUCUUCAGUGGCAAAGGACUCUGCAUCCAAAAGGAAAUUAAACUUUGAAUCUCUGUCACAAGUAAACCCAUGUGACAUGUCAUGGAAGCACAAUGUCUUCAGUGGCAAAGGACUCUGCAUCCAAAAGGAAAUUAAACUUUGAAUCUCUGUCACAAGUAAACCCAUGUGACAUGUCAUGGAAGCACAAUGUCUUCAGUGGCAAAGGACUCUGCAUCCAAAAGGAAAUUAAACUUUGAAUCUCUGUCACAAGUAAACCCAUGUGACAUGUCAUGGAAGCACAAUGUCUUCAGUAGCACUUAUUGACCUCAGCGACCUGUCCUCUUUAUUUAGUGAAUUUGGAUGUGAAGUAUGCAGAGAAAAGCUAACACUUGAAUUUGAGAAAAGAACAGGUUCUGUUCCUAUUUUAAAAGUAUCAUGAAGUCAUUGCAAAGUUCUUCAUGCAAGCACUUCUUCGUCUAAAACACUUGCUGACACUAAGCAUUAUGACGUUAACAGACGACUAGUGGCAUCAUUUAUAACAUUGGUCUCGGUUUUGCUGGCAUGGAGUCUUUUUGCGAAUCGGAAUGGGCUCCAUGAGAUAUAAAACGUACAAUUCUCACCUGACAGUGAUCCACAUGAGAACUUAAGUAUUUAGCGAACAGGUGAAAUGAGAAGCAGUGGAUAAAGUUAGACAAGUUUAUGGUGCUAACAACAAAGAUGAUGUUGUUGAUAUAACUGUCAGCUUUGAUGGCUCCUGGCAAAAAAGGGGACAUAUAUCCAAACAUGAGCUUUGCGUGUGUUGAUUGAGGCUACCACUGGAUGAGCUGUAGAUUUCCAUGUUAUAUCUACAUAUUGUCAGGUAAGAAUAAUUAUUAUUUAACAACUAACGUAUUUGUUUAAUCAAAACAAUUAAUUGUACCAUUUUGCACAACAUAUAGUUUUAGUAAACUGCAGCUUUUUCAAAAUCUACUUUUUCAGCAUGUUCAGCAAUGUUCAACAACCGGCAAGCCUAAACUGCAGCAGUGAGAUGGGAUACCAGGAGUGGUACAACACUCGCAAAGAUAACUGCUCCAUUAACCAUUCUGGCUCUGCUGGUCGCAUGGAGAUUGAAGCAACAUUUGUAUCUGAUGGUGACUGCAAGACAUACCAUGAAUUGCAGGCUUUAGCACCUUACAGUAUUCCUAUACAGAAGGAGGAAUGCAAAAAAUCAUGUGUCAAAGAGGCUUGGUACCGCUUUUCGAAACUUGGCGGCAACAGAGUCUAAGAGCGGCAUAACACUUGUCGGGUGUAAGACUGGUAGUUUGACCCAGGUAAAUAUUUGUAUGUUUAUACUGCUAAUCAUUACUAUAAAAAAAUUGCUACAGAUAUUGUAGUCACCACAUCAGUGGUUCUUAACUUGGGUUCGAUCGAACCCCAGGGGUUCGGUGAGUCAGUCUUAAGGGUUCGGCGGAGGUCCAAAAAAAAUCAGAAAAAAAAUCAUAUUUUAUUUUUCCUAUUAAGAAGGGUUCGGUGAAUGCGCAUAUGAAACUGGUAGGGUUCGGUACCUCCAAAAAGGUUAAGAACCACUGUACUACAGUAUCAUAAUUUUAUUUUAUCUGUGUUUAUUUUUAAAACCAUGCUCUUUUUUCUCUUAUGUUUUUGAUGAUCCACUGGCAUGUAUUUAUAUAAUAAUGUAUACAUUUUUAUUCUUUGGUUAAAAUUAACCUUCUACAGUGGCAUUACAAGAAGGCUGUGGUGGCUCCAGCACUGAAGAACUUUGAAAGAAGAUUUCAAUGACAUUCCAGGAUGCCUUAUCAUCUGAUGAGAACCCAAGCAUCAUGACUGCCCCACCGGACAGACAUUGUGCUUUUGGCAGAGAGCUAUUGCCCACAAACAGUCCCCACCAACUCAUAAAGGAAAAAGCAGCAGUUUCACAUCAGAGACUAUUGCAAAGAAAGUGAAGCCUAUUUAUGACAGGCUCAGUUCGGAUGUGCUUCUGGCAAGAUGCUUGUCUGAGAUGACACAAAAUGCGAAUGAAAGCAUCCAAGCAGAAAUAUGGUCGAGGUGCCCUAAGCACAUUUUUGUUAGGGAGAAGGUGGGUGGAAGUGUGGACAGCCUUGGGCGUAUCAGAGUUUAAUUCUGGCAGUGUUGGGUUUAGGGGCUUUUUAGAAGGGUAAAAAGAGAGACACUUUACGCAUUUCAAAAGCAGAGAGAAAAGAAGUCUUAGAAGCAAAGAGGAGAAGAAAAGAGCUAACAGCAGCCAGCAUUAUUGCUCAUUUGGGGUAGGUGAAGAAAAGAGAUGACCGUAGCCAGCAUUAUUGCUCAUUUGGGGUAGGUGUAGAAAAGAGACUACAGCAGCCAGCAUUAUUGCUCAUUUGGGGUGGUUGUAGGAAAGAGAUUACAGCAGCCAGUAUUAUUGCUCAUUUGGGGUCGCUGUACAUAAAAAUUGAUAAUUUUUACAUAUAUUGACUUUUGAAAUUUAUUUUAUUGAUUCCCAUUAGCAAGAGGCACAGGUGUCACAUUAAUACACCUUUAUGCAAACUUUGAAGUUGCAAAAAUACAAUAUUUUAAUAUGCAAUUUUCAUUAUGCCUUAUCUCCGUUGUGUCAUUUUUACAAGUGUGGGAUUAUUGGAAGCUGUGUGUUUCAGAAACAGCCUAUCAAAUUAGAACGAAAUUUGCACCAUGUGUUUGCAACAUGUUUAUCUACAAUGUCACAGAGGGUUUUUAUUAUAUUUUAAAAGACAAAAACAAUAUUUUCAUUUUAGACAACACAAUUUUUGUGAAUGACUGAUUAUUUUUCACAACAAUUUUUUUAAAUUUGCAAAAAUGUGUUUUUAAGGUUAUGCUAAUUUCCUUCAGUGACAUUGUGCAAUGUCCUAUGCACAAGAAUUCUGCCAAGUUUUAUUGAAUUCAAAUACUUUAGUCCUACUUUCCUAUCAAAAGCAUAAUAAAAAAUAUGAAUUUGUCCCGUUCGUUUUUUUCUAUGUGUUUUUAUUGCUUUUUGAUGAGCAAAAACAGUUCUGACUUAGUGAUGGACUUUAAGUUUUAGCAUUUUAACUACCUGUCGUCCCCAUCCCCCCCCCCCAUCCCUCCCCUCCCUCUUCCCCUUAAAACAAAUAUUAAGUUCGAAUGUGUUUCAAUUUUCCAAGUUUUAAUCAUAAUUUGCUUUAACAAAAAAAUUGUUUAUUUAUCAUUGUCAAUAUCUUACAGUAGUACGAUUUAUGUAUUUAAAAGUUAAUUAGAUUUUAACAAAAAUAUUAAAAUGGAUGACAUUGUACACUGUGAUGAAGGCUUUUUAAUACAUUACCAGCGGAUGAAUGAAUGACAGUUCAUUAAUGAGAUUCUCCAGCUUGCCAAAAAUUAUCUGCACUGUUGUAUCUGCUCAUUUCAAUUCAGAAUUUAAAGCCACCUCACCCUCACAAGGGCUUUUCACCAUAUUGUGACAUGUAUUAAAAUUAUAGUCAACGGACUACACAUCUAUAGUAGGCAGAAGAGCUUUAGGUAUCACAGGAAGUAGUCAUGCAGCUGCUGUGUUUUUCUUUUAUUUAUUGUUUAUUAAAAAAAAUAGUAAUACUUACAUGCCCAUCUCAUCAUAACCAAGAUAUUUUCUAAGUUAGAUCCUAUUAUAUGUUUACACAUCUAAGUAGUCUGUCAUAUUUACAGUGUGUGUUUCAGAUGUUUGAGGGGGGGGGUGUGGCUAUGGGGUUUGAAAUUAUAACAUAUUCUUUAUUCAAAUCCUGACCUUUGAUAUGUUGUUACUGUUGACAUCCUACAGGAAAAACAAUGUUGAGAUUCUUAGUGCGGUGUGGGAUCCCCUGCUCCUAUGUCUACCUGGGCUCAGCAACUCAUGCGAUGGGGGAGGUAAGCCAUUCUCCUUAUACCAAAGGUUUAGGCCAAGGGAAUACAUUAAGCUAAUUUUGCCUUGUUUGGAUACCAAAGGUAUUUUAUAUGAAUGAAUUUGUAAAACUAAAGGUGUUUGCAUAGAUAAAGCUUCAACUUGUCUGCUUACAGACACCAUUUUUGUCUUUUAAACAUUGUCAUAGUCUGCACUUAAAAUAAUACUGGAUGACACCAAUGGCAAACCUUGAACUGUAUUUGACAAUUUCAGGUCACCAAAGUUUUCUUGGGAGCCGCUGCCAUGUUUGCCACAGGAGACAUGUACUCACGUUCUGGCAACUCAAUGAUCGCUGCUCUGGCCAGGGCCAACAAUAUCCCAGUUUUGGUCUGUUGUGAGACCUACAAGUUUACAGACAAAGUCCAGCUGCAUCAGGGGGACAGCAACCUGCAUGGUCAGUACACUUGGUGUUAGAAUAUUGUUUUAAAAAAAUCAUGGAGAUUUAAAAAAACAAAUAAAUUCCACCCUUCUAUGGGCAAUGAAACAUAACUCUAACUUAGAUUGCCCACUCAUAUGGCUCUACAUGUUCAGUAAGAAUUUCCAGUUCUUUUUUUUUGGCUAGAAUAAAGUUUUGAGACUGUAUUAUAUUAUUUCUUAAAACCUUAGAAGGAGCAAUAUGUAAGUUACUUUUACUGACAUACAUAAUGAGUUAAGGUUAUAAGUCAUUUACAUGUUCAAAAUGAAAGACAAUUGAAAAUAAAAAAAUUCCUAAAUUUAAAAAGUUUUUUUCUAUAAGAUGAUCCCAAGUCUAAAUAGUCUGAGAAAUUUUGCAGUUUCAAAGCUACUUGGGUUGUACUAUAGAUCAAUCCACUUUAAUUUCUUUGGAAAAAGCAAUUUCAUAUGUUUGUAUCAUUGCUGACAGCCGUAAAAUACAACAAAUAAAUUUGGCCAACAUUUAUGAGAUUGAUUUCUCUUCCAGCCCGCGGAAAGGAUCUGAUUUCUAUUGGCCACAGGCCUCAAAUUCUCAGCAACUAUGAGGAGCUUGGCCUGCGCCUGCUAAAUAUCAUGUACGACCUGACAGCGUCAAAAUACAUCACCUGCUUGAUCACAGAGCUGGGCAUUCUCAAAUGUACAGCCGUGCCCGCCAUUCUCAGGAGGCAAGAGGAUUUACUGCUGGAGGCUGGGGACAAAUGAGGCUGCUGCGCCAGUGUGUGCUUUAGAAACAUUCAAUCACUCAAUGUGGUGAUCACUUAGGGGACUUUGUCCUCCGCAGACUCAGUGAAUUUCUUGAUUGGUUGGCAUCUUGGUGAUGGGCCUAGGGGGGUUGGUGUUAGUUUACAACAAAAAAAAAUGUUUGAAGAUAUUUAAAGUUUGGUUCUGACAGGAUAAAAAAACUUGAAAUGAUUACCCUCUUUCACCCCUAACCCCUUGUCGUUUGUUUGUUGUUUUUUUUUUUUUUUUUUUUUUUUUUUUUGGUGCUUUCUGUCUCUAGCGUUGAUGGUAGAGAGGAAAUGUGAUUGAAUGUGUCAGAUGAUAAAGAUUGAAAGUGUCAGUCAGGUGGUAAAGAUUGAAUGAUUGAUUUCAUGGGUUUAAUGUUAAAAAGGGAAUGAUUGAAUGUUUGUUUGGUGGUAAUAAAUGUGAAUGCUUGAAUAUGUUGGUGCGAUGGGGACAAAGUCCUGUCAUGUCACACUGUGUCCUGUCAUGUCACACUGUGUCCUGUCAUGUAACACUGUGUCCUGUCAUGUCACACUGUGUCCUGUCAUGUCACACUGUGUCCUGUCAUGCCACACUGUCCUGUCAUGCCACACUGUAUCCUGUAGUAGCUUCUAAGAUGCUAUUUACAUUUAGGAUAUGGAUAAUUGUUGUGCAAAUAUGUUGUGUUGAUCUUAUUAUCUGAUACACAUAAAUACAUGCUUGACUAAAUCACAUGAUAUUUCUCAAAAUGGCUACAGAUUUGUUUAAGCCACAUAUGUAAGUAAACAUAAAUGUGAAUCUAGUACACAUGUUAAACUUAUGUAUGGCCUGUUAUUUCCAACCGUUAAUGUUCAUAUUGAAUAAAACUUGUGCAUCUGUUUCUGUGAAGGUUAAUAGAAAUGUCCUUAUUUGUACUUUGGUACCAGCCCCAGCCGGGUGCAAUCAAACUGAGUCUGGUCUUAGAUGUGGUAUCAUAAUCAACAAAAAUUUAGUAAUCUAGGGGCGAUUUCAAAACCAAUCCUGGGAUCUGGCAUUACUUAGAAAAUUUGAUGGGGUCACUGCUAAGGCAAACUUCUGUUCAUCUUCUGUGCCAGGGCUGCAGAUCCUGGCAUUUCAGACAUAACUGUGGGGAUCUCACGUCCAGCUAUGACAAUAUUUAAAUAUUUGAGUUGUGUAUUAAUCUUGUUGCUUACUUCAAAAAAAAAAUAAGGGAUAACAGUGGCAAAAAAACCCAUGUCUCUCUCUCUCUCUCUCUCUCUCUCUCUCUCUCUCUCUCUCUCUCUCUCCCGCCUCGUCCAAGUGCGUGUGUUGUAAGCACAGUUUAUAUUUAUUUUUUUGCAUUUGUUAAUUUUGUAUACAUAUUUUUAUAAGUAAUUUUUUUUUUUAUUUCUUUUUUUUUUUUUUUUAUAUAUGAGUUGUGUAUAAAUCUUGUUGUUUACAUCAAAAAAAAAUAAGAGAUAUCUGUGACAAAAAAACCCAUGUCUCUCUCUCUCUCUCUCUCUCUCUCUCUCUCUCUCUCUCUCUCUCCAGCCUGGUCCAAGUGCUGGAGUUGUAAGCACAGUUAAUAUUUACUUUAUUGCAGAUGUUAAAGUUGUAUACAUAUUUUCAUAAGAAAGUUUUUUUUUCAUCACUUUGUUUCAUUUUUUGGUGUUUUUUUAUGUCUAUGUAAUUGAUAAUUGAAUUAUGUUACUAAAGAAUAUUAUGAUCAAACUGUUUAAAACCAGUUUGUAUUGAACACUUUGCAACUCAAACAAAAAAUGUAUUAAUGUUAAAACUGGGGGAAAAAAGUGAUAUGAUUUAGUGGUAUUUUAAUCUGCUCUUCUCGUUUGUGUGAUUUCAAGAUAAUGAAAGUGGAAAAUAGUUUUUAAAAUACUUUUUUGUUAAAAUUUUAGUAUUUUAAUUGACCCCUGUCGUCGGUCCUUUUGUUUUUUCCGACUCAACAUUGUGUAGUCAAUGUUAUCUUGAUUCAUUUAAAUAUGUUCAUUACACCAUCUCAUUACGCUUAACAUUAGUAUUGAAAAUGAAUUAAUGGCCAGUAAAAUUGGUCUAACUUUUGUUGAUGAUUGCCCUAGGUUAUGUUGUCCCAGCGCUCCAUUGAAUGAUUGUGACUUGACUGAAUGUUAGCCUUAUCAAAUCUUUGUUGUUUCGGAUUAUUUUAUUUCACGAUCACCACCCAAGUGUCAUCAUACAUUCAAGAUGGAUACAAAAUAUUAAUUAUCAAACAAAGGAAAAAAAUGGAGAGCAAAAAACGUUUGGUUUGUAUAGGUUAUUCCUCCACCAAACUAUUAAAGUUGUUCAAAUUGGAGUGUUUCAUUUUCAAAGGGAAUUGUUGUUAUGUCCCCUUGCACUUGGUUGAAGUUUCGUGCAGAUUGAUGCAUUUUUCAAAAACUUAGAUAUUGUUGUCCAAUAUUUUUUUUUCAAACGGACAAUUCAAUAUGCAUUUUUUGGAAACUGGGUAAUUUAAUUCAGACAUGUAUUAUUUGCUUUUUAAAAAAUUAUCACAAAAUCUUAAAGAGAAAUUCCGAAUCUGCUAAACAUGCUUUACGUUUGUGUUCUUUGUUUUUGUGGUUGAAUGUCAUGGGAGGUAAGGUGUCG